Messenger RNA from Akanthomyces muscarius, 456 nucleotides. RefSeq lists its product as uncharacterized. The transcript has a single exon. NCBI's taxonomy places the organism in Eukaryota, Fungi, Ascomycota, Sordariomycetes, Hypocreales, Cordycipitaceae. The record is from RefSeq and is a predicted model, not a curated record. Bases 1 to 456 code for a protein of 151 amino acids.
AUGAGUCCUAAGAUUGACAAGAUUGUGGGCAUUGCGUCAGUGACUCACGGAACCGACAUAGAUAGUCUGCUCACGCUUUUUAAGGCACUUGGUCUUCGUCCUGGGCUGGACGACCUCCUGAAGAACUUUGGCUGCGCUGCAUGCCUUGACGUGCUUCCUGAUGGCGGCCCUGUCCAGGCCCUCCACGACGGUCCUAUUGUCCAGCCUGGGAAUAAAGUCACUAUGAUUGCCACUAAACACGAUGAGCUCGUCACACCAGCUGAAAAGGCCUCUUUCAUCAAUGAGCCGGGCGUGUAUAACGUCUACACUCAGGACCCGUGUCCGAUUGACUUCUCUGGUCACGUCACUAUAGCCCUCGAUAAAAACAUGUUCAACAUGGCUCUUAACGCCUUACAAGACAAGAAUGGUAGAGCUUUUGAAUGCACAAUAUUUUCUGGCUUGGGUCUUAAAAGGUAG